This is a messenger RNA of Penicillium cinerascens, 2796 nucleotides long. RefSeq lists its product as uncharacterized. Gene Ontology annotation, molecular function: protein binding. The transcript is spliced from 4 exons. The record is from RefSeq and is a predicted model, not a curated record. Lineage: Eukaryota; Fungi; Ascomycota; Eurotiomycetes; Eurotiales; Aspergillaceae. The coding region runs from base 1 to 2796 and encodes 931 amino acids.
AUGGCUUUGUCGUCUACGACCUCCAUUAGCGGCUCGAACUCUGGACUUCAGAUAGGGCAAAAUUAUGGUCCUAUCACCGCAAAUUUUAAUCCCACCACCGAGCAGUUUGAGAUAUCGGCAAAUCGAGCAUGCCUGCGGGAUUUGCAGACGACCAAUCCUCGCCAUGACAAGGAUCGUAUCGAGAAGGACAAGGGUGGGCUACUCAAAGACGCAUAUUGCUGGAUUCUUGAACAUGCUGAUUUCAAACAAUGGCGCUCUCAGGAGCAAUGUCAGUUGCUCUGGGUAAAAGGGGACCCUGGGAAGGGUAAAACGAUGCUCCUGUGCGGAAUUAUCGACGAGCUGUUGAUCGCUUCUGACUCUGCUGUCGUGUCGUUCUUUUUCUGCCAGGCUACCGACGUACGGUUAAACCACGCGACUGCAGUCCUUCGCGGCCUUAUCUUCAUGCUAGUUGAGCAGCAGCCAUCUCUCGUCUCUUAUAUACGGCGCCAGUACGAUAAGGCUGGAAAGCAGACUUUUGAAGAUGUUAAUGCGUGGGAAGCUCUGUCAGAAAUCCUCACCGGUAUCCUCAAGGAUCUGAGGUUACAGACCACCUAUUUAAUCAUCGAUGCUCUCGACGAAUGUACUACGGGCCUAAAUCGACUCCUUGACCUCCUUGCUCAGAAAUCAUCAGUAUACCCACAUAUCAAAUGGAUCGUCUCGAGCCGUAACUGGCCAGCUAUUGAAGGGACUCUCGACGCGGUAAAGCAAAAAACAAAGCUUUGGCUUGAAUUAAAUGAGAAGUCUGUCUCAAAGGCUGUCGCCGCUUUUAUCCACUACAAAGUUCAGAAAUUGAGUGAACAAAAAAAAUAUACUAAUGAGAUCUGCGAUGCUGUUUCCCGACACUUGUUGUCAAACGCACAUGGAACCUUUCUCUGGGUAGCCUUGGUGUGCAAGGCACUCGCCGAUGUCCCUCGGAGACACGUCCAAAAGAAGUUGAAAGAAUUCCCUUCGGGCCUUGAUGAGCUUUAUCGGCGUAUGCUAGGUCAAAUCGACGAUUCAGAUGAUGCUGAACUUUGCAAGUCGCUUCUGAGCGUUAUCACGACCGUUUACCGACCUAUCACGUUGGAUGAAUUACCGUUUUGUAUGGACUUGCCUGAAGAAGUCGUGGACGAUUUAGAUCUAGCAGAGAUUGUAGGGCUUUGUGGUUCUUUCCUCACAUUGCGGGGACGCACGAUCUCUCUUGUUCAUCAGUCGGCCAAGGACUUUCUGCUUCGAGACGCGGUUCAUGAAGUUUUUCCGCACGGAAAAGAUGGAGUACACGAUUUUAUUGCCUUAAAGUCGUUGCAAGCUAUGUCUGGUGCGCUACGAUGCGACAUCUACAGCCUCUUUCACCCUGGAUACCCAAUCCACAUGGUUAAGCAGCCGGAUCCAGACCCGCUAGUUGCCCUACGCCCCGCCGGCAGCCUAACUAGAAAACAAUUCCGGGCAAAGGAACCGGCUUGGGUAAUUGCGAAGCCAGCCAUGCCAGAUGAUUGGAGCGCUUGCCUCCAGACCCUUGAGGGUCAUAGCAAGCGGGUCAACUCAGUCAUAUUUUCCCAUGAUUCGAAACUCCUCGCCUCAGGUUCGGACGAUGGCAUGAUCAAGGUGUGGAAUGCUGAUAGCGGCGAAUGCCUCCAGACCUUCGAGGGUCAUAACGACUCGGUCAACUCGGUCACCUUUUCGAAUGAUUCAAGGCUCCUCGCCUCGGCUUCAGUUGAUCAGACGAUCAAGGUGUGGGAAACCAGCAAUGGUGAAUGCCUCCAGACCCUCAAAGGUCAUAGUGAGUGGGUCAACUUUGUUACCUUCUCUCAUGACUCGAAGCUUCUUGCCUCAGCUUCAGGCAUCUACGCAUAUGAUCCGUUCGAUGAUGAUUUUGGCAGCGACUGCCUAAACUCUCUCGGGGGCUAUAGCGGCUCAGUUAACUCGGUCGAUUUCUCUCAUAAUUCGAAGCUCCUCUCAUCAGCUUCAGAAAAUAACACAUUAAAGUUGUGGGAUACUAAUAGCGGCCACUGCCUCUAUACCUUAAAGGGUCAUAGCAAGCGGGUCAACUCAGUAACAUUUACCUAUGAUUCGAAUGUCCUCGCCUCAGGUUCAGACGAUGGCAUAGUCAAAGUAUGGGAUGCCAAUAGCGGCGAAUGCCUCCAGACCCUAAAGGGCCAUAGCGGCUUAGUUACCUCAGUCACCUUCUCCCAUGAUUCGACGCUCCUCGCCUCGGCUUCAUACGAUUGCACGGUCAAAGUAUGGGAUACGAGCAGCGGCGAAUGCCUCCAGACCUUAAAGGGCCAUAGCGACUCGGUCCGCUCAGUCAACUUCUCCUAUGAUUCGAAGCUCCUCGCCUCGGCUUCAUACGAUUACACGGUCAAAGUGUGGGAUACCAGCAGCGGUACUUGUCUCCAAACCCUCGAUGGUUAUGGUCACUCGGUCUCGUUGGUCGUCUUCUCCUAUGAUUCCAAGCUCCUCGCCUUGCUUUCAGACAGUCGCACGGUCAAAUUGUGGGAUACUAGCAGUGGAAGUUGCCUCCAGACCCUAAAGGGCCAUAGCGACUCGGUCCGCUCAGUCACCUUCUCCUAUGAUUCGAAGCUCCUCGCCUCGGCUUCAUACGAUUGCACGGUCAAAGUAUGGGAUACGAGCAGCGGCGAAUGCCUCCAGACCCCAAAUGGCCAUAGCGACUUGGUCCGCUCAGUCACCUUCUCCUAUGAUUCGAAAAUCCUAGUCUCCCUCUCAGAUGAUAGCACGACCAAGGUGUGGGAUGUCAACAACGUAUUUGUCUUUCUUUAG